UUAUACCCGUCGAAACCAGUUGACGAACAUUUAGUCCUAAAAACAAAAUGAAUUUCUUUUUAUUACUUACGUGGUAUAUUUUAUUUGCAAAUUCAAACGAAGCAGCGAGGAUAUUGGCAGUAUUUCCAACACCUUCAAUCAGUCAUCAGGUAGUGUUUCGACCUUUAACCCAAGAACUAGCUAAGAGAGGACAUGAGGUCACUGUCAUCACAACAGACCCUGCAUUCCUAAAAGGAAAAACACCAACCAAUCUAACAGAAAUCGAUGUCCAUGAUAUAUCCUACGAUAUAUGGAUAAAAACAUUCAUGGAAUCAACGAAAGGGAAUAAAAACGAUGUGAUGAAUGUAAUGGUAUCAAUUUUAAAAGGACUCAUAGCUGUCAUAGACGCCCAGUUAAAAGACAACAAAGUGAAAAGUUUGAUUGAAGACAAAAGUAAGAAGUUUGAUUUAAUUUUCAUAGAAGCCUGUGUUAGACCAGCGUUAGCAUAUUCUUACAUUUAUAAAGCACCAGUGAUACUCAUCAGUUCUUUAGGAGGGGUCCUAGAUAAUUAUGCUACACUUGGUGCUUCUGUACACCCAAGUCUUUACCCAGCUAUAACACGCCAAAGAUUAAACAACCUCACAAUAUGGGAAAGAGUUACUGAACUGUAUUAUGACUAUCUAACAAUAAAAGGAUCCGAAAGCAUGGUACAGGAAGAGGACGCUAUGCUUAGAAAACAUUUUGGGAAUGGCAUUCCGUCGCUCGCAGAAUUAAAAGACACGGUGGAUAUGCUAUUUUUGAAUGCUCAUCCAGUAUUUGAAGGGAUUCGACCUGUACCUCCAUCUGUGGUUUAUCUUGGUGGUCUACAUCAGAAACAAGGAAAAGAAUUACCAAAAGAUCUCAAAACAUAUCUAGAUUCAUCAAAGAAUGGUGUCAUUUACAUUAGCUUUGGCACAAACGUGGAUCCGGCGGCUCUGCCCGCUGACAGAAUUGAAGUUCUAGUGAAAACGUUCUCCAAAUUACCUUAUGAUGUGUUAUGGAAAUGGAACAAUGAUGUUUUACCUGGGCGUACUGAUAAUAUCAGGAUCUCUAAAUGGCUGCCACAGUCAGACCUUCUUAAACAUCCAAAAAUCAAGCUAUUCGUCACACAAGCAGGCUUACAAUCGACAGAUAAAGCUAUAACGGCAGGAGUAUCUCUGAUUGCCAUACCUUUGAAUGGAGACCAGUUUUACAAUGCUGAGAAAUAUGAGUAUCACAGAAUCGGCAUUAAGCUCAUGAUGGAUUCUCUAACAGUGGAACAGUUUACGAAUACCAUUAAUACCAUCAUUCAAGAUAAUAGUUACCGGGAAAACGUUGCAAAACUUCGUACUCUAAUGUACGACCAGCCGAUGACUCCGUUGGAGCGUGCGGUGUGGUGGACGGAGCACGUGCUGCGUCACGGCGGCGCGCGACAUCUGCGCUCUCCCGCCGCCAAUAUGUCGUGGGCAGAAUAUUUAGAGCUAGAAUUGGUUCUAACUGUACUCUUAGGUUUAUUAGUAGCUUUAGCAUUAUUUAUAUUAAUCUUAAGUUCGCUAUAUAAAAUAGUUUUCAGAAAAGUUACACCUAAGAAAACUAAAAGAAGUUGAUGAGGUUGACAUAAUAUUAUGUAGUUAUUUCACUGUGGGUAAUUGUUUCCUAAUCUAAGUGCCUUGAGUAACGUACAUACAAAAAUUAAAUUUAAAAAAUCACUCAGAUAUACAAUAUCUAAUCAACCGUAAAUCAUAUCAACUUCUUGAUUUAUUUAAGAUUCUUCUUUAUCUCA
Molecule: messenger RNA, 1780 nt
Organism: Helicoverpa armigera (cotton bollworm)
Lineage: Eukaryota; Metazoa; Arthropoda; Insecta; Lepidoptera; Noctuidae
Product: UDP-glycosyltransferase UGT5
Exons: 4
Coding region: 48-1604 (518 amino acids)
Molecular function (GO): UDP-glycosyltransferase activity
Source: RefSeq, a predicted model, not a curated record